Molecule: messenger RNA, 564 nt
Organism: Terrapene triunguis (Three-toed box turtle)
Lineage: Eukaryota; Metazoa; Chordata; Testudines; Emydidae
Product: ovomucoid-like
Exons: 7
Coding region: 1-564 (187 amino acids)
Molecular function (GO): protein binding
Source: RefSeq, a predicted model, not a curated record
AUGGUCUCCACAUGGAUUGCACAGUUACCGCCACCAGGAAGUCAAAAGGGAUCUCUGUGCCCCUUGCUCUGGCACUUCUCUCUUGCUGCUUCUCAGGUGUUGCCUGUCAAGGAAGGCUGCAGUGAGCACCUGACACAAGCAGAGGGCAAACCCUUUAUCUGCACCCCAGAGUCCAAACCAGUCUGCGGCAGUAACGGUUUGCUCUACGACAACAAGUGCCUCUUGUGUGCAGCAGCACGAGAAACUAGAGUCAACAUUGGCAUAAGGGGUAAACAAGAGCGCAAGCCCAAGGUCGAUUGUAACAGGUACCCUCGAGCAAAGGAGCGAGGGCCUUUUUUCUGCCCAAAGGUGUACAAGCCCGUCUGUGGCACAAAUGACAUGACGUACGGCAACAAGUGCCUCUUGUGCUCAGCAAUCUGGGAAACUGGAAUCAACAUUGGCAUGAAGCAUAAAGGAAAAUGUGGGGAAAAGGUCGGCCGCCUGGGCUCGGGGGCAGACAGGGUCUCUAGGCCACCCAGCUCCCAAGCCAGCCAGCCAGCCACGGAGCUGGCCUGGAAAGUUUGA